This is a messenger RNA of Sinocyclocheilus anshuiensis, 2395 nucleotides long. RefSeq names its product tyrosine-protein kinase RYK-like. Lineage: Eukaryota; Metazoa; Chordata; Actinopteri; Cypriniformes; Cyprinidae. The record is from RefSeq and is a predicted model, not a curated record. The transcript is spliced from 16 exons. Gene Ontology annotation, biological process: positive regulation of kinase activity; positive regulation of neuron projection development; positive regulation of phosphatidylinositol 3-kinase/protein kinase B signal transduction. Gene Ontology annotation, molecular function: protein kinase activity; ATP binding. Gene Ontology annotation, cellular component: plasma membrane; signaling receptor complex. The coding region runs from base 429 to 2321 and encodes 630 amino acids.
CUGUCUGCCUCCCCCCAGCCGGCCGCCCCCUUUCUUCAAUGAAAACUGAGAUUGCGGGGGGUGCAAAGACCAUGAAAGGACAGAGCUGGACAGAGACACUUUUAAGGGCUGUUUGUUUGGGGUAGUAUUUGUGGCUUGUCCCCCGACUUUUUAUUUUAAGAAAUAGAAGCUAAGGACUUUCUCCCAGGAGAGAUACAGCGCUGUAACAACGUCCAACUGGUCCCGCUAGCGCCCGUGCGCUCACUCAGAUUGAGCGCGAGCUAACCGAAGUUAGCUGGACGGAGAGGAGAGAGGGGUCGACAGAGAGCGCCGUCGUCCAACCUAGUAACGUUAGCAUGUCGCCCUCGGGAAGAAGUAACUCAAGCUUUGGAUGAGGUUCCGUGGCGCAGUUCGAUCGCAGAGACUUUUUGACGUGACGGUGGUUUGGGAUGUUUCUGUCAGCGCGGGGCUCCGGUGGAGGCGCGGUGUCCCGGGGUUGGCCGCAUACGGUACUGUGGAGACUGGGGGGUUUCUUUCUCCUCCUGCUUCUCGAAGGGGCCCGAUGCCUCGCCAACCCGAGCAACGCGCCGGACAUAAACAAUAACAAUAGGCCGAAUAUGAACGUCUUCAUGAGCGAGGAAGAGGUCAAGAAACUCUUGGGUCUUGAUGCUGAGUUGUACUAUGUGAGGGAUGAUGUGAUAAAUCAUUAUGCCCUUUCUUUCAUCCUGCCUGUCCCCAGUGACACUAACAGCCUGCAUUUCACAUGGCACUCCAGCAGCAAGGUGGAUUACAGGUUAGAGUUUCAAGUGGAAAACACUUCAGCCAUGGAUCAACCUCAGAGCAACAUCUCUGCUCAGGGGGAGGUCCCACGCACUCGUUCAGUGUUCAGAGUGGACCUUUUCUGCUCUGGAAAGGCUGAUGGAGAGGCUGUGCUAACGGUGCAGUUGAACCUGACUACACCAGUCAACAACUUCACAGUGCUCAACUUCAAACGCAGGAAAAUGUGUUACAGAAGAAUUGAGCAACCAGAGCCCCCCAAAACUCUGCCAUUCCCAAACACAACCAUACAGAGAAUAGACCCGAGCAGUUCAAAUGCUCCCACCACAUCCACACGAGUUUUCUACAUCAGCGUGUGUGUGUGCUGCAUUGUCAUCUUCCUGGUAGCCAUCAUCCUCGCUGUGUUACACCUUCACAGCAUGAAGAGAGUGGAAAUGGAUGACAGCGUCAGCGACAGUGGAAGCUCUCAGGGUCUGUCUCAGCCGUCCACCCAGACCACCCAGUACCUGAGGGCAGACACCCCCAACAACGCUACACCUGUCACCAAUGCUCAUACUGGCUCUGCACCCAUGCUCCAGCUUGCAGGCGCCUCCUUCCCUCACCCUGGUGCCCCCUCGCACGAAACCAAAAGUUAUCCCUCGCUGCGGAUUGAGAAGAAUGACUUGAGAAGUGUCACUCUCCUUGAGGCCAAGGCAAAGGUCAAAGACAUCGCCAUCUUCAGAGAGAGAGUCACACUACGAGACGUCUUGCAUGAAGGGACCUUUGGCCGCAUUUUUCAUGGAGUCUUGCUUGACGAGAAGGACCCAAACAAAGAGAAACAAGUCUUUGUGAAAGCAGUGAAAGAUCACGCCUCAGAGGUACAGGUGACCAUGAUGCUUACAGAAAGCUGUAAACUACGGGGCCUUCACCACAGGAACUUGUUACCCAUCAGCCAUGUGUGUAUAGAAGAUGGUGAGAAGCCCAUGGUCCUGUUGCCCUAUAUGAACUGGGGAAAUCUUAAGCUUUUCCUGCGCCAAUGUAAGCUUGCUGAGGCCAACAACCCACAGGCCAUCUCUCAACAAGACCUGGUCCACAUGGCAAUACAGAUUUCAUGUGGGAUGAGCUAUCUGGCACGGAGAGAGGUUAUUCACAAAGACCUGGCUGCCAGAAACUGUGUAAUUGAUAACAGUAUGCAAGUGAAGAUCACAGACAAUGCGCUGGCCCGUGAUCUCUUCCCCAUGGACUACCACUGCCUCGGAGACAAUGAGAACCGACCCGUUCGCUGGAUGGCUUUGGAGAGUUUGCUUAACAAUGACUUCUCUAGUGCCAGUGAUGUGUGGGCUUUUGGGGUUUCUCUGUGGGAGCUGAUGACCUUGGGACAGACUCCUUAUGUUGACAUUGACCCCUUCGAGAUGGCUGCCUAUCUGAAAGACGGCUACAGAAUAGCACAACCCAUCAACUGCCCCGAUGAACUAUUUGCAGUGAUGGCGUGUUGCUGGGCCUUGGAUCCGGAGGAGAGACCAAAAUUCCAACAGCUCGUCCAGUGCCUCACUGAGUUCCACGCAGCUUUAGGGGCCUACGUCUAAACUCGCUCAAACCGGCCGAGUUGUUGAACAGCACUAUUCCAGAGAGUGAAGGUUAAUGCAGUGCCUUACUUUAU